Oncorhynchus nerka (sockeye salmon) is the source of this 3124-nucleotide messenger RNA. Its product is annotated as SERTA domain-containing protein 2-like. Gene Ontology annotation, cellular component: nucleus. Bases 635 to 1705 code for a protein of 356 amino acids. The transcript is spliced from 2 exons. The record is from RefSeq and is a predicted model, not a curated record. NCBI's taxonomy places the organism in Eukaryota, Metazoa, Chordata, Actinopteri, Salmoniformes, Salmonidae. Gene Ontology annotation, molecular function: transcription regulator activity.
GGCUGAACGUGAUACUCUUAUAUCUGAGACUAGCAUUUAGCCACUUAAGCAUUGUGGUGGGAAAUGGUGUUUCAUAAAGAAAGUACGCAUACUUUCCCCUUUUUUGUAGCCUCGACAUGAAACCGAGUUAAAGAGGAAAUCGAAGCUUUUGCAGCCUGAAUGGAGAAAUACAAACCAUUCGCAGGGUGAUACUAGUGUAUUACCGUGGGCACAUUAAGCCCAGACGAUAGUGGAGAUCCAUAGCGCCAACUAGUGGCUCCCCAAGUUACAUGGGGGCGAGGCGUGUGCCACCGUACCAGUCAACAUAGUCAGUUCAGAGCGUAACUUCAUUUACGUCAUUCCUAGCCAGUGUAGUUGUGGGUCUAUCGGCAGAUUUAAAAAAAUAAAAAAAGAGCUGGCGUUCCUCCUGCUGUUCAGUGAACGGUAGUUGUCUGUGACUAGACUCAUCGGUCUCCUCGACAGCUCGCCAUUGUGUAGAGCUCCACGGCUUUUUUGGAAAACCGCGGCGGGGAAAUGAAAGUAUAGACGGCGAAGAGUUCGAUGUCUGGUGUUCCUCGUUGUAGAGCCUCUGUUCUUGGCGUCAAUUUGAACCCGAUGCAGGAUUUGAAACCCUUGCUGGAACUACAUGUGAUAUAUGUUGGGUAACGGUGUGAAGCGCAAACUGGAUGAGGACGGCCUGGAGGAGGGCAAGGCGCCCCUCACGUCAGCGGCCGGGGCCGUGGGCAGCCACUCCAGGAUUAACUACACACUGCAGCGCCAGACGGUGCUAAACAUCUCCCUGAUGAAGCUAUAUGGGCCGGCGAGGACGCCCGCCACCGAGCCUGCCCUGCAGCGCCGCGUGCUCAUCAACAACGUCAUCCGCCGCAUCCACCACGAGUUCAAAGAGGAAGGCGGCGCGGGGCUGCGCGCACUCUUCUUCGCCGUCCCGCCUCCGGCGCCGAACAUCACCGAGGACGAGGGCUACCACGAGGCUCCGUCAUCCACGUUCAGCGGCGUCCUCUCCCCGCCCCUCUCGCCACUGUCGUCGCUGGAUUCUGGUUUGACCCCGGCCUCGCUCCUGGAGGACGACCCACCACUGUUCUUCGCCUUGCCGCCGUCCUCACCCCACCCCCUGGGUCACCACCCUCUCUCGCCGAGACCGUCAGCGCCUCCCCCACCACCCGCCAAGGACAGUUUCUCCUCAGCUUUGGAGGAGAUCGAGGAGCUGUGCCCCAUCGCAGUGACAACCUCUACUACCUCCUCCCUACCAUUGUCUCCUCCACCAUCACCCCAGCCCCCACCCUCUCUACCAGCAGGGAUGGACAUGAAAGAGGAAGGGAGGACAUACAGCCCAAAGGACAAGGAGUCACUCUUGCUGGACGAUGGUCAGGCUGCAAAAACCGUGUUGGCAGACCCGCCCAGCGCCCCAGCAGGCUUGUCGCCCUCCUCCGGUGGCUUCCUCACUGACUUUGCUCUGGAUGACAUUCUAUUCACGGACAUCGACACCUCCAUGUAUGACUUUAACGCCCCCUGCGGCGCCUCUUCAAUACCGCCGAACUUGGGGGUGUCCAAAACGACCCCCAUGGUCACUGCAGACGACCUGGUCAAGACUCUGUCCAGUUACAGCGGGGGAGGGGUGGGCUCUCCCCCUCUGGCUCAAAACCAGCCCUUCAAAAUGGACCUGGCUGAGCUCGACCACAUUAUGGAAGUCCUGGUGGGGUCUUGACUGACAUCGGGGUCGUGUUCAAUAGGCACAAAGCAGAGGAAAACUGAGUGAAAGAGCAAGUUGCUUGUCCAAUAAGAAAUGCUCAUUUACAUUUUCUUUUGAAGCGUUUUGCUACAGUAUGCCCUAAUGAACACGACAAACCGGAUAAAAAGUGCCGUAGGAGGCGAAAUGUUAAACCUUUUUCAUUUUUUUGUUGUCCGGAAAUUGUAAGAAAUGUAAGACUUCACCAGAGACGUUUUAACUACACUGUGCAUGCGUUGUGCUCGCCUUUCCAAAAUGGAAACCAUGUUGAAUAUACUGUAUGGAAUGCAUUUAUUUGAGUGCCUUUGUCUGUACUACUCUGUUCCUUGAUUUUAUAUAGCUUUUUUGUUUAUCAACACAGCCAUACAUUUUCUCUCUUCUCCAAAUACAGAGAGUGAAUUUAUAUACAGCUUUUGCAUACAGCACCAUAGGUAUACACUGAUGUGUCCCAAUUGAGGGUACUUUAACAAUAUUUUGUAUAUGGACAGCUUAUCAAUGUUAUAGAACUUUUCAUAGGCCUCAUUCAAGUUUUUUUUUCUUCUCUAUUUUAAUGUAUUAUUCAUAAUUUGUUAGUUGAAUUUAUCAUCUGUGAGCCUUCAACUCUCUAUUUGUAGAUGGACUACGUCUCCUUUUCACGUAUGGCAUGUUUUGAAUUUACUCUCAACUGAUCUGACUCAAAAGGAUAUCAAGUGAAAUAUAAGGGUAACCUUGUAUGGUCUUUAAGUUCACAGUUCAAACACAAUUGCAGACAAAAUAAUUUGUACUAAGUGGUUAUGAAGUUAUUUAUUAUCAUCAAUUUCUGGUGUACAGAUAUUUAUUCAAACAUGACACUAACAUUUGGGUUGUACAGAACAUGCAGUGAAAUUAUGCUAGUAAUGUGUGAAGAAAUGCUGUGUAAUAUAUUUGACCCUUUUGUUUUUCAGGGAAGUGAAUGCUGUAAGUCAGUGUGUGUGUGUGUGUGUGUGUGUGUAUUGGGCUACGUCUCCGGUAUUUGUGGCAAUCGAUCAGUCGGGAAACAGUCAACUACUUUGUCAGUGGUGACUAUAGUAAUCCAAAGCCUUUUAAAACAAAGCAUUUCUCUUGUCAGUCAGUGGCAAAUCCAUUUUUGCUGCUUACCUCUUCUAUUCUUUGCAUUAUUAUUAUUUAAAAAAAUUGAAGCAAAUGUGGUCAGCAAAUUUCCAGUCAUCUCGCCAAUUUUUAAAUUUUUUAAAGUUGACCUGUUUUCAAGAACGGCUGUAUUUUAUCACUGACCUUGAAUCUGUGCCUUGUUCUAUGCAAUAUGUAUUAAUUGGUUGGAAAUAUCUGACUUUUUAUGUAUAAAUGUGCAUACGACUUUAAUGCAGUUUUACUUUUGUAGAUUAAUUUUAUACAAUAAAUUUAAAUGAAAUGUCAACAGUU